Prorocentrum cordatum is the source of this 792-nucleotide messenger RNA. The record is from the annotation of a GenBank genome assembly. Lineage: Eukaryota; Dinophyceae; Prorocentrales; Prorocentraceae.
GCCGCGGCGCUCGCGGCGGCGAGCGGCGCGGCGCUGCUGGCGCUGGCGAGCGGCGUCUGCUGCACGGGCAGCUGCGGCGCGGCCGCGGCCGCCUGGAGAGCACCGCUGGCGCGGUCAAGGCGCAGACGGUGCGGGAGUACCGCCAGCUGUACGGCGGGUCCCCCGUGUUUCUCUUCGGGGACAACGGUCAGGGGGACCUCCUGUGCAGCGAGCUGCUCUCCCCCUCUCCGGGACAGCGGGGCGCAGAGGUGCCGGUUCUGGGCGGCCUGGUCGAGGCUUGCUUCAUCCACGAGGUCGUGCCGCGGAAGGAGCAGCUGACGACGCUGGACCCCGGCGCGGACAGGGAAAGCGAGUGGCAGUCGAGGCACAUCUAUUUCCACCGGACCUACGUCAGAGCUGCUCUAAAUGCCUACCCACAGUCGCAGUGCGAGCGCCACAGACUGCGAGCGGCUGCUGUCGCUGGAGGCGGUGUCGCGCGUGACCACGUCGGCGGUCGAGGAUCUGGUGCGCCUGUGCACUGGUGGGUUCGAUUCGGAGCACGACUGGAGGGGGGCGAUAUCUGAUAUGCUGGAGGACGCAUCCGAGGCGAUGGACUUGCUUCGCGAGGGUGGGAUGGGGUGUCAGCACGGAGCGGAGCUGCUGCGCAUCCUCGCGCUGUGGAACGACCUACCUGCAGGUCUUGCGCCUGCGCAGCACAAGCAGCGACGGCUCGAGACGGUGUCCAGUGCCGCGAUACGUUUCGAGUACUCAUCGCAUGCCCCGUCGAAGUAUCGUGUGUGAACAAAAGGGUGG